Molecule: messenger RNA, 2289 nt
Organism: Phlebotomus papatasi
Lineage: Eukaryota; Metazoa; Arthropoda; Insecta; Diptera; Psychodidae
Product: retinal homeobox protein Rx
Exons: 6
Coding region: 259-2064 (601 amino acids)
Biological process (GO): positive regulation of transcription by RNA polymerase II
Molecular function (GO): DNA-binding transcription factor activity, RNA polymerase II-specific; RNA polymerase II cis-regulatory region sequence-specific DNA binding
Source: RefSeq, a predicted model, not a curated record
AGACGCUUGUUCACCUCUUGCGUGUGCAGACGAUCGUCUCCCGAAGCACUUGCAGAGGAACGUUUUUAAUAAAUUUUGCGCCGGAAGACGAUUUCAAAAGCCGCGACGCUCAACAGUUUUUCCCGCGAAAACAAUAAUUCAGUGCUGAUAUUCGCGCCAAAAAUAAAAUGGAGCAAUGACAGUGAUUGCUAAGGCUAAUUCCUAACACUCCCAUCCCCUAUCCCUAGCCUAGACAUUAGUGUGUACCGCGUGUGAAUUAUGGACAUAAAACCUCUUUCGGAUGUGCAAAAACAGACAUUUCAGUGUUUGGUGGACAAAUUAAUAGCCAGGAAGAAAUUUACGGCGCAAGAGGCGGAAGAUUUCCAAAAAUUAGUGGAAAAUGCGCGUAACUCGAGGAAUUUGCAGAAAAUAAUGGAAACCUUCAAGGAUAGUGGAAAUAUUGAGGUGGACAAAAUUGAGGAUAGCUUUAAAGAAGAGAACGGCGUUUACAUUAAGGACACUGCCAGAAAGUUUCCCGGCGGUCAAACCCUCACACCUCGUCACACCAUUGAUGCCAUCCUGGGUCUCAAUGCGGCCAGAAAUGGUGAUUCUUGCGGUGAGGCAACGGAGAAUCCUAAUCUGCGAUAUACACCAUUAAAUCACAUAAAGGGAGCUGACAAUCAAAUGCUGACCAGAAACAAUUUGAGUGGUUCAUUCAAUUUUCUCGAUGUGGAGAAGUACCAUCUUCAGCCUCAGCAGCUCAAUUACUCAGCAAAUCUCAAGACGGCCUCAAUGGAGGCAUCCCCUAUAGAGGGGGGCUACGACGAAGUAUACCCCGGUAGUCGUCCAUUUUGCAAAAUCCUCACGAGGCAGAAUCCCUCAGUUGAUGAUUAUGACGACGCUUUGUCUCCUGGAGCUGAACCCGCCAAAGAUCUCUCCCCAAAACGGAAGCACUACGAAGAUCUGGACACCAAUGGAGAUGCCAAGAAGAUAGUGGUGCUGGGACAGGACGGAUCAGGGGAGUAUAUGAAGACUUUCGGGAGGGAUUUUGAAUCGAUGCAGGGGGAACCAAUGAUGGGGAAUGAGGAGUACCGGGUGGGGUCUGGAGAUAUCCGUAAUACCAUCAUUGUUGAUGAUGCCAAUAGGGCUAAUGAUGACUCCCGGCCAAAUUCUAAUGUGAAUUACGCAUCAAGUGAUGAUCUCAAUAGGACAAAUUCUAGUGAACAGGGCGAGAAGAUCACAUCCGGAAGUGAUGAAGAAGCUCAAGACGAUUCAUGCUCGAAGAAGAAACAUCGAAGGAAUCGUACAACAUUUACAACUUACCAGUUGCACGAGCUAGAGAGGGCCUUUGAGAAGAGCCACUAUCCCGAUGUUUAUUCCCGUGAAGAGCUCGCCAUGAAGGUGAACUUGCCAGAAGUCCGUGUGCAGGUGUGGUUUCAGAAUCGACGCGCCAAGUGGCGUCGCCAGGAAAAGUCCGAGAGCCUCCGCCUUGGUCUGACCCAUUUCUCGCAGCUGCCGCAUCGUCUUGCGUGCAACGGAAGCUCCCUGCCCGUGGAUCCGUGGCUCUCGCCACCUCUGCUGUCAGCCCUGCCAGGUUUCCUGUCACACCCGCAGACCGUCUAUCCCAGCUACUUGACACCUCCGCUCAGCCUCACGCCGUCCAACAUUGCCAUGGGCAACCUUGGCCUCGGACCUGGUGGCCGUGUUAUGGGUGGUCCCCAGAUGGGUGGUCCUGGAGGUGUUCGUCUCUCCCCGCCAGCACAUGUAGUUAUGCCACCGGCUACGAUGGCUUCACAGAAUCCACCGGCGGCCUCACCACCACGUCCACCACCUUCGCCGGCUCACAGUGUCUCCAGCAGUCCCACCUCAUCACCCAGUGGCCGCCCGCCUCCUCCUGAAGUGGCGGGACCACCACCAGAAAUGUCCGACAUGCAGACGCCACCGGACGGAAGGAUGAUGCCCAAGGAGUGCGCAAUUAACAUGACGAUGAACAAUGCCGAUAUCCGCACCAAUUCCAUCGCAACGCUUCGCAUAAAGGCUAAGGAGCACCUUGAAAGCAUCAAUAAGGGCCUCACGAUGGCCUAGAUUCAAAUAACCGCCGACUUUACUAACGGAUGUGCUUUUUGAAGAAUUAUUUUCAGUCAAACGUUUAAGGAUAUUAAAAAUAUACUUCCACAAAAAAAUAUUUAAAAAAAAAUAAUAAAAAUCUUUGUAAAAUUUAAAUUAAAAAAUAAAUAUUUAUUGGAUUAAACAAUAUUUUAAAAAAAGAUGGAUUUAAGGUAUAGUACCCUCACUCGACCGGGUUCCUCU